Messenger RNA from Benincasa hispida (wax gourd), 1595 nucleotides. Its product is annotated as lipid phosphate phosphatase 2-like. Gene Ontology annotation, biological process: phospholipid dephosphorylation; phospholipid metabolic process. Lineage: Eukaryota; Viridiplantae; Streptophyta; Magnoliopsida; Cucurbitales; Cucurbitaceae. The record is from RefSeq and is a predicted model, not a curated record. Gene Ontology annotation, cellular component: membrane. Gene Ontology annotation, molecular function: phosphatidate phosphatase activity.
UACAACCUUCGUAGUUCCCACUUCCUCUUUAGCGCGACGCGGUUUUCUAUUCAAAUUCCAAAAGGGAUUUGGUUUCUUCACCUUCUCUCCCUGCCUUUACCUUUGCUCUCCAUUCUUCUUCUUCUUCUUCUUUUUCUUCCUUCAAACUGGAAUCCACUGUUGCCGCGGCAGUUUGAAGUUGUUUUGGUUCAUUCUGGGCCGGAUUCAGGCGUUUCGUUCACGGACAAAAUGCCAGAAAUUCAGUUGGGCACUCACACUGUGAGAUCUCAUGGAGCUCGUUUAGCAAGAAUCCAUAUGCAUGAUUGGUUAAUCCUUUUGCUUCUUGUGGUGAUAGAGGUCGUGUUAAACGUUAUAGAACCAUUUCAUCGGUUUGUUGGACAGGAGAUGAUGACAGACCUGAAAUACCCACUACAAGAUAAUACUGUUCCCAUUUGGGCAGUCCCAAUAAUUGCCAUAUUGAUACCCUUUAUUGUGUUUGUUAUCUACUAUUUCAUUAGAAAGGAUGUAUAUGAUCUCCACCAUGCCAUAUUAGGACUUCUGUUUGCUGUUUUGAUAACUGGAGUAAUGACUGAUGCUAUUAAGGAUGGUGUUGGUAGGCCACGUCCUGACUUCUACUGGCGCUGUUUCCCUGAUGGCAAAGGGGUGUUUGAUCGAAACACAACUGGUGUGUUAUGUACAGGAGAUAAGAAUGUUAUUAAAGAAGGAUAUAAAAGUUUCCCAAGUGGGCAUACGUCCUGGUCUUUUGCUGGCCUUGGAUUUCUUGCUUGGUAUUUGUCUGGGAAAAUAAGGGCAUUUGACCAAAGGGGCCAUGUUGCAAAACUCUGUAUUGUGUUCCUACCCCUGCUUAUUGCAGCUCUUGUUGGUGUUUCUCGAGUUGAUGACUAUUGGCAUCACUGGCAAGACGUUUUUGCUGGGGGUCUUCUGGGGCUGACAAUUGCUUCAUUCUGUUAUCUGCAAUUCUUUCCAGCACCUUAUCACAUUGAUGGUUGGGGACCCCAUGCAUACUUUCAGAUGUUAGCAGAGUCUCGUAACGAAGUUCAAGCAUCUUCUCCGAAUGCCAACAAUAAUAACGUGCAACAAUCAGAAAUUGAAAGUGUCUACAUUCAACCUCAGCAUGAAAUGAGAUUCAAUACACAGGACUCAAGCCCCAUGCUGAACAGAUAGAGUGGAACAAGAAUAUGAACUCAGAGCUUUCAUUGUGAGAAUAGACUACGUUCAGAUUUGGUAAAUAGGUAGGGAGAAUGUGCAAGUCUUCUGAAACAAAAUACUCUCCUAGAUGGGCUUGAAAUGAAGACGUCCAUAUUUAUAUUCUUUGAUUCUUUCUCUUCAUUUCCCCCCAUAUAGUUCUGAUGACCGCUUAUUUGAGAUUUCUGGUUUGGAAGUGUGGAAUUAUUAUUUAGAUGCAACUUUGCAUACUGAUUAGGAAUAGGAUGGAACAGAACUGAAUUCAUUUCUUAUCAUUGUGUGGAUGUCUUGAGUUAUAGUUUGACAUUGACAAGAAAGGAUCGACCCCAUCACCCCUAUUAGGGGCUAUUACCCAUGUCACGUGAAACAUAAAUACAAAGCGAAAUGUUAAUUCAUUCCUUUAAAUUUUA